CCGCUCACCUCGGCAGAAGCCGGUUCCCCUCCGCUGCUGGAAGCGUCUGUUCUCCUCCCGGAGCCAGCGGCUGCCCGCCCGGGACCCCCGCGGCAGCGGGCAGGGCUCGUUCGCUAACAUCCCGAGUGCCCCUGCCGGGCCGGGGUGAAUCCGAGCGGGGGAGGGAAAUGGGUCGUGUCAUGAACGAGUCCCCCGUAAUGGACGUGCCAAGCAGGCGCCUUCCUCUUGGCGUCUCCUAACCUGAGCGUGCCCGAUGUUACUACUUGGUGAUAUUUUAACAUAUUAUCCUUGUGUAAUUCUAUAUACUUGUAUGCUGCCCCCUCUUCUUUGCGCCCUUUCUCAGAAUCCCUCUCUAGCCUCUUUCUUGAGGUGUGAAAGCUGCUGCUAGACAGCACUUAUCCAGGAGGCCGCUCUUUAUCCAGUGGACUUGGCUGUAACCGUGGCUGAGGACGAUGGCUCUCUUGAACAGUUUCUAAUGAGAUGAGUUUAGUCAUUCGAAAUCUGCAGAAAGUCAUCCCCCUCAGGCGAAUCCCACUUCGCAGAAGAAUAGAAAUCCUUCAGAAGAUUUUGGACGUGCAGCAAUUUGACCUGGGUAUUAUCUGUGUUAAUAACAGAAACAUUCAACUUCUCAAUAACACCUACAGGCAAAAAAAUGUCCCCACGGAUGUGCUUUCCUUCCCUUUUCAUGAGAAUCUGAAAGCAGGUGAGCUGCCUCAGCCUAAUUUUCGAGACGAAUACAAUCUCGGUGAUGUUUUCCUAGGAGUAGAGUAUAUCUAUGAGCAGUGCCAAGAAAAUGGAGAGGAUUACUACAGCAUUCUUACAGUGACUGCAGCUCAUGGACUGUGCCAUUUGCUGGGAUACCAGCACAACACAGAAGCGGAGUGGGAGCAGAUGUAUCAGAAGGAAAAACAAAUUCUUGAGGAGCUAAAUGGAAUCACUGGUGCAAACCUCCAGCCACUGACUAAAAACCAUUUCUGAUCCCAUCACAAGAAAAAGAGAGAAGACCCUGAAAAAAAAAAUCCUUACACUACUAAGAAACCAAGUAGCAUGGAUACAACUAACUUAUGUAUUAAGUGAUUUAUUUAACAGAUAUCUAGGUUAACUUCAUAUAAUGUCAACAGAAUGCCUUACAUUGUAGUGUGUAAUAAAAUUCAGCCAAACCGCUUCUCUCUCAAGCAGAGUGCAGUUGUAUAUGUAACUUGUAACCAGCAAUGGACUCCAGUAUCAAACAACACAAAUGUAUUUGAAGUAUCUACUGGAGACCCACAGAAGCAGCUGAAAACUACAGUGGAAUCUGUAUUUCAGUUCAUUAAAUUGUUCAAAUAUAA
Messenger RNA from Gopherus evgoodei (Goodes thornscrub tortoise), 1328 nucleotides. It is a transcript of the gene YBEY, whose product is annotated as ybeY metalloendoribonuclease. The coding region runs from base 481 to 978 and encodes 165 amino acids. The record is from RefSeq and is a predicted model, not a curated record. Gene Ontology annotation, molecular function: metalloendopeptidase activity. The transcript has 6 exons. Gene Ontology annotation, biological process: rRNA processing. NCBI's taxonomy places the organism in Eukaryota, Metazoa, Chordata, Testudines, Testudinidae.